Tetrahymena thermophila SB210 is the source of this 4169-nucleotide messenger RNA. Its product is annotated as zinc knuckle protein. NCBI's taxonomy places the organism in Eukaryota, Ciliophora, Oligohymenophorea, Hymenostomatida, Tetrahymenidae. Gene Ontology annotation, molecular function: voltage-gated potassium channel activity. Gene Ontology annotation, cellular component: membrane. The record is from RefSeq and is a predicted model, not a curated record. The transcript has 11 exons. Gene Ontology annotation, biological process: regulation of membrane potential; potassium ion transmembrane transport.
UUAGAUUAUAACAAAAAAACUAGAAAAUAUAAGUAAUAGUUAAUUUAUCCACUAAAUUAUGUAAUAAUUAUUCAAGCAAAAAAAGUUUACCUGAAUUAUUUAUGAAUACCCCAAAUUAAUUAUUUCCUUCUUCAAUGUUAAAAAGCGGAAUUAGGGAAGGAGAACAUGUCAGAUAGCUAAAAACAGUAGAUCAAGUAAGGAGAAAAAGUUUUUAAGAUGAUGAUAUCUUGAGUUUGACUUCUACAAACAAUAAAAAAAAUAAUAAAUAGCCAUCUUAAACUAUAGAGGAUUUGAGUUAAGUUGAAAUAAGUAGGAGUAUGGAUUUUACUAAAGCCAUGGAUCAGUUUUCAUUUUAAUAGCCUAUUGAUCCUAAAAUUAAAUCAAGAGGUAUGAAUUCCCUUUUAGAAUAUAAUGGAAAUCUCUAAUACAGAAGUAGUAUAAUGAAUAAAAGUCCUAAUUUUUUAAUUUAAGAGUCUGCUGAUUAGCAUGAAAAUAUCGCUGCAAAUUAUUAAAAUAGUUAUAUACUUAUAAACUAAAGCUAGAAUCUAUUGUGCUUAAAUGAACAAAAAGACUAAGCUAUCUUAAAUAAUGAUGAAAAACUUUAAGAUUAAGCUAAUUCAAAAAAAAGAUCACCACCAAAUGCUAAGAUUAAUUUGUAAAGUAUAGAUGAAAUGUCAAAGUUGAAUUCUCCUUAGAUAUCAGGUGGAAAGGACAGUCUAUUAAUUGAUUCUUAAAAAUUAGGAGGGAAAGAAGAAGUAUUAAAGUAGAAAUAUUCUUCUUUUAAAUUUUCAUUUUUUCUUAGAAGUGCUAAAAUUUCGAAGUUCAUAUAAUUGAUGAAGCAAAAAACAAAUAAAUACUUGCUUUCUAAUUUGUAAAACACUCAGUUCAAAAUAAUAAAUGACAAAGCAUCUUUUUUUAUAUACUACGUAUAAAAGAAAUUAAUAAAAGAAAAUGGAGAUGGCAAAGAAGUUAAAUCUGGUAUUUUCAGGAAAUUAAAAAAUUAUUUUUUAAAGAUUUAUCUCUCAGAUUAAAAUGUCAUAGACCCAGAUCAUUGGUUUAAGAUCAUAUGGGAUUUAGUUGUUAUUAUCUAAAUAAUUAUUUUAACUAUCAUAAUACCUCUAAAAACAGCUUUUAGCAUUAGCUAUGAAUCAUACUUCUCUUAAAAUAACUUUGUCAAUGACUUAAUCACAAUUUAUUUACCGUUUAUAACUUUUUUUUUUGAAAUUGCUAUUAAUUUCAAUACUGCUAUUUAUAAAUCUGGACAAAUCAUAAAAGAGAGAAAAUAUAUCAUUAAAAAAUAUUUCAAAAAUAAAUUGAUAUAUGAAAUCUUAAUAUAUUUUAUCUACUUUAUCAGUAUUAAGGAGGAUUCGCUUUAUUAUCUUCAGUUGGUUAUUCUUUUGAGGGCAAAAAAAAUUUUUGAGUUACUUAAACAAUUUUUUAAUAGAUUUGACUAAGAGUAGAAUUACUAUAUAUACACUAAAAUAAUUCGUAUUGUUGCUACUUUAUUGGUCACGUGCCAUAUCGUAUCUUGUAUUUUUAUAUCAGUUGGAUUGACUAUUAAGUAAAACGAAGAUACUAAUUGGAUUGACAAGCAUUUUAGAAAUAUUGGAACUCCCAUAACUAAUACAAGUAUAUAUGUGACAGCUUUAUAUUGGAGUGUUAUAACCAUGAUCACAAUAGGAUAUGGUGAUGUUGUGCCUAUAAAUACUAAUGAAAAAGUUUUUGUUAUUUUUGUAGCUUUCAUUGCUUGUGGUACCUAUGCUUAUACUUUUAAUUAUAUUGGUGAACUCGUAAAAGAAAUUUAAAGAGAACAAAAAUAGAGUAAGAAUAAACUAUAGAAAUUAAAUCGCCAUAUGAAUGAUAGAGGAGUUCCAAAAUAUGUAAUGCAAUAGGUCAAGAAAUACUAUGAAUAUAUUAAUAAAGAAAAUCAAAAAAAUUCUAGUGACGGGUAUGAAAUGAUUAGUAAUUUACCCCAAUCACUAAAAGAUGAAGUAAUGUAAGAACUUUAUGUGAAAGUUAUUUUGCAAAAUAAAUUAUUUAAGUUGAAUUUUAGUUAGAAUUUUAUUAAAGAGUUGGCUUUAUUUGUGAAAGAAAUUAAAAUUGGACCUGAAAUAUUCUUAUAUCACUAAAAUGAAUAAUUGGAUAAAUUGUAUUUUGUGCUUAAAGGAAAUAUUUCAUUAAUGUGGAAAGUCAAAAAAGAUGAAUUUAUUAAUCUCUAACACAUUAAAAAAGGAGAUACUCUAGGCCAAAUAGAGCUUUUUACAGAAUAAAAAACAUAGUAUUUCGCCAAAACACAUGACGUAGUUACAUUAGCUUACAUCACAUUAGGAGAUUUUAAAUAUGUUAUUUCCAAAUUUCCAGACGAAUUUGAAAAAUAUCAUAAAAUUAAGGACAAAGCUAACUUUUAUUAAGAGUAUUAAGGUUUAGACAUGAAAUGUCUCAGCUGCAAUCAGUAUUCUCAUUAAAUCGCAGAUUGUCCUUAGCUCAAAUAUUAACCGAAUAUUGAUAAAAUUACUUAUUAAUACAAUCAUUCUCAAGCUUAAUAGGAGAGAUCUAAUCAUGAAAGAAGAAAGCGAACAAAAAUAAACCCUAUUUUUAUUUCUUAAGAAAUUCAGAACUCUGCCUAUAUUUUUUAGAAAAAUAAUUAAAAAUUAAAUUAUUAAGUAAAUAGAAUAGUGUAAGAAGGAAUAUCUCCUUUUCAUAAUAAUACUAGCACACCGUUUGGAACUGACGGGGAAGAAGAAGAAAUAUAUAAUUAAGGAAAUUUUGGAAAUGUGCCAGAUGAUAAAAAAAGAAAGAGCUUUUUUACAAAUAAAAAUUAUAUUAGAACUCAAACUCAUACAGAAAUUAAUUAAUCAAUAAAUUAAUCAGGUGGUUAGACAGAGUACCUUGGAGAUGAAGGUGGAACUCCGAUCAAUUAACCAUCUAAAAUAUCAGGCAUAACGAAGGCUAAAUCAAAAAAGAGCUUAUAUAUUUAAAAAUAAAUAAUUUUACAGCUCUAAAAAGAAUAUGAAUAACAAAUAUUAAAUGAAAAAAAAGAAGAAGCUAUUAAACUUCAAAAACAGAGAUUCCCUCAACUCGCUAUUCAAACAAAUAAAGACUUUGAUUAAAUUGAAGUAUAACACUUUAUUUAGAGUAAUAAUAGUGUACUUUCUCCUAGCUUAAUGAAUAAUAAUGGAGGAGCCUUAGAAAUACCCAAUUUAGGAUAUUUCAGAGAAACAAGUAUCUAAAUUAAUAAUAACAGUGAUACAAACUCUAUAUACUUGAAUAGAAGGAUUUCAGCAAAUUCACCUGCUGCUAAUUAAAAUCAAUUUGAAGAUUAUUUUGAAACUGAGCAGCACAUUUAAUCAACAAAUAAUUUCAAUUGGCUCCACAAGUAGUAGACUAUUCAACUAUAGCCUUACACAAUUAAUUAAACCUCUAAUUAUAUCUAAAGUAUUCCUGCAAUAAGGGGAAGAUAAAGCUCUAUAUAAAAUAUAUAAAUUGAUGGUAAAAAUCCUUUAUCUCCUCGAAAUCAAAGUAAUGUUGAAUAAGGUUCUAUUAAUAACCUCAUUAACAGCAUUACAAUAUCUAAUAACUUGCAAUAAAAUAACACAAAUAAUAAUCCUAUUAGUAACCCUAACAAUUAAGUUAACUCAAGCACGUUUCUAACAAAUAACAGUAACAUGAAUUCUAAUUAAAACCAUAGGAGCUAAAAUUAGCUAUCUCUAGGAAGAGUUGAUACUAUGCUAGGCACACAAUAUUAAAAGAUUCUAUAACCUACAUAAUAGCCAACAUUUAACGAAAUAGGUUAUUAAUCACAUCAUGAAGAGGAAACAAAUACAAAAUCAGGUAUUGUAUCUCAAACAAAAAAGAAAAAGACAAAUCCAAACAUUUAUUCUCAUUUAUAGCACAAUUUGCUGAAUUCUCCUAAUACUCUGCAAAAUAGGAAUGACUUUUAUGUAAUUUUAUCAUUUGAUAAAAUGAAACAAUACACUUACUAUUUCCCUCAUAAUAACUUGACUCAUAUUCUAAAAACCUUUAGAAAAAAAUAAGCAAAAUUAGUAAAAUAAAAAAAAAUAAAACCUAAAACGUAGAAUACCAAACAUAAGACAUCAAUCUUUAUGAGUAAAGAUUUUAAGUGAUAUUAAAUAAUUUUUGUAUUGCUCUAUUUUAAGUGUUUAUUUCUU